AUGAGGGAGGGAGGGGGAAGAGACAAGCCAGCGGAGGGAGCAGAGACAAAGCUUGCUGACGGAGGAAGUGAAGUGUGCUCUGCAGCAUGUGGACCAUGUGCUCAGCAGAUAACUGCCGAGUGUCGAGCCCACGGAAGGUGUCUGCAACCAUGGGCUCUCUGCUGCACAGCUGUCGGUGUUUGGAGCAGCAAGGAGCGGAGAAAAGAGCCUCGACCCUGGAGACAGACAACCACAAAAACCUGUCCAUCAGAACCUGAAAUCGUCAAGAUGACAUGGUGGAGACAUCCUUCUCCAGGUGUCAGAGCAGUCCUGAGUGUACCAAGCCACAGUCACCAGGGUGACUCACAACAGCACUGUGCUGUCAGCCGCCCUGCUGACCUUCAACUACCUCUAGACAUCAGCUAUCCUCGUUCUAGCAUCUGUCUACAGAAUGGACUCAAUGAUCACAUGAGGAUGACGACCAUGAUGAAGGCAAUGCAAUUUCAUCAACGUGGAUCCUUUAUCUAUAUCUGCAGCCCAGUCCCUCUAUCUACCCCCCCCCACAUGACGGACAGCCUGUAUUUGCGUGUGGGUCAAUUGCUCAGUAGGCAGUGUAGAUCCUGUGUAAUUAUCAGCAGCUACAUCUGGCUACUGGGUCUCUGA
Oncorhynchus gorbuscha (pink salmon) is the source of this 642-nucleotide messenger RNA. RefSeq lists its product as uncharacterized. The transcript is spliced from 6 exons. NCBI's taxonomy places the organism in Eukaryota, Metazoa, Chordata, Actinopteri, Salmoniformes, Salmonidae. The record is from RefSeq and is a predicted model, not a curated record. Bases 1 to 642 code for a protein of 213 amino acids.